Sebastes umbrosus (honeycomb rockfish) is the source of this 1095-nucleotide messenger RNA. RefSeq names its product 5-formyltetrahydrofolate cyclo-ligase-like. The transcript has 3 exons. The record is from RefSeq and is a predicted model, not a curated record. Gene Ontology annotation, molecular function: 5-formyltetrahydrofolate cyclo-ligase activity. Bases 181 to 621 code for a protein of 146 amino acids. Gene Ontology annotation, biological process: folic acid-containing compound biosynthetic process; tetrahydrofolate interconversion. Gene Ontology annotation, cellular component: mitochondrion. Lineage: Eukaryota; Metazoa; Chordata; Actinopteri; Perciformes; Sebastidae.
CGCCUGUUAAACCGUAACACUGCCCUGCGGGCUGCUAAACAAGCUCUGAGGAGAGAGAUCAAGCGACGGGUCGCAGCGCUGAGUGACGACGAGAAACACCGACAGUCUCUGGUGCUGUCGAGGCAGCUGUUCAGACACCCCAAGUAUGUGUCCUGUAAGAGGAUCGCAGUGUUUCUCAGCAUGGACGAUGAGGUGCGCACCGAGGAAAUCCUCAAAGACGUGUUUAAACGGGGUAAAAGCUGCUUCAUUCCCAGAUAUGAGAGCAGCGGCAGCAGCCAUAUGGACAUGUUGAAGCUCAACAGCCUGCAGGACAUGGAGACGCUGCCUCUGACAUCAUGGAACAUCCGACAGCCUGCUGAAGGGGACAACAGCAGAGAGGAAGCACUGGCUGCAGGAGGUCUGGACCUGAUCUUGAUGCCUGGCCUGGGUUUUGACCGCUUGGGGAAGCGUCUGGGACGAGGGAAGGGCUUCUAUGACACCUACUUGGAGCGCUGCAUGAGACACCCCAAAGGAAAGCCCUACACUAUCGCCUUGGCCUUCAAAGAGCAGCUGUGUCAGGACGUCCCUGUGGACGACAACGAUGUGCUCAUAGAUGAAGUCCUGUAUGAAGAUGAUGAGUAGCUAAUCAAUCACCAGUGGUGGUCCAUGAACUCAAUACUGGCUAUAUUUACAUGCCAAAGUCAGCCAACAGUUUAACCCGGCCUUUCUAAUAGUCUUUCCACUGCAGACACUUUGACUUGUUAUAGCAGGAAUAGCCCAGGUGGAACUAAUAAGACUAAUGAUGUCCCAUUGGAAUACAGCCAUCAUUAAUGUUAACAAUAUAACCGGUGGUAUUCGUGCUAUGACUUGUCAAAAUAUCAUCUGUUAUGACAUUAUACCGGUUAAGCUACUAAUUCAGUGGCUGUAUCAAUAGUCGUAAUGAAGGUGCUGGAAUAGUUUGUGCCAGUAUUCUGCUCUAUAUGUCAUGCUGAUGUUGCCAUAAAGAGCUAUUUUGGGUUUUGCUAACCACUAACUCUUUAAAAUUAAGAAUUACUUACAACAUUAAUGGACAGUUAAAUGACAAGAAAUGUAAAUAAAGUUGUAUUGGAAAAGGCA